GCCCCUCGUGAGUCUUACAUCCGUUUGCACUUCAGGAUGAAGUCGUUCUUCUCUUGACCUCUCCUUUUUGAGAUCCCAAACUUGAGCCUCUAGAAAGGGAGAGAGCUACACGCCAUGCGUCCUAAAGUUACGUAGCAGAGCUCUUCUGCUACUGACUCGAAAACCACUUCAGAUGCCGGUAUAGCACUGACAAGAUCCAGGUAACCAGGAUCUGCCAAUUAUGCCAAGUCGCCUGAAGCGCGGGUCUCUGAUGAAGCUUCGGCAGAUGAGCAGUUCUGACAUUACUUCAUACUCUUCACGACAUCCGAAAAGCAUCGUUUGGCUAUUGCUUGUGUCUCGCUAACUCGUACGUUACAUCUCCACUGUCACUACAACUCUUCCAUCCCUUUAUCUCUCAUCUGCAUGCGCCUUCCCUUUUUGCUCUCUGAUCGCCUCACAUUUAACUCGGGCUCUUAUUUCUCUUAUACUCAAGCAGUAACGAGCAGGCAUCUCGUUGAAUUAACAUUGCACUUAGGUUUGCUGGCUGUACUAGAGGUUGUUGCAACUAGGCCACUUCAACCAUUCUCAGAAUAUGGCUUCCGUCCUUUGAGUUGGUUCGAACGGAACCAUUUGCUGGGAGAAUUUUCCAGACUUCUCAUAGAUCUUUGGCAUCAGGAGCUGUUUCGUUUUUGUAUCAUGUCCUGCCUUGGGCGUUUUAGCAAACAGCUCACUCUUGUUAACACUGUUGAUGUUCGACUGGAGGGAUUAUUGUCUCAUAUUUCAUGUAUCGAGACCUCUCACUGCCUUCACUUAUUGUUUGCUUAUUUUAUCAUCUCUCAAUGCCAAGUUAUCAACGCAGCGGUACUUAUACCUGGCCCUAAGAGCAUGGUGAGUCUGAUUAUGAUACCGGCAGCCCUCAAGCCUAUAUCGCCCAUGUUUUAGAUGAUUAUCAGUUCUAUGAUGCCCUCGGCAUGCUCAAGGAGUAUUGGUAAAUUGGUGCGAGCUUCGUGGGCGACUUUCAUCAUACUCACAUGGAGCACGUAUAAUGUUAAUAGGAAAACAAGUUCUCAGUUGCAUAUGGUUUGCCAACUUUACGA
Molecule: messenger RNA, 1076 nt
Organism: Fusarium odoratissimum NRRL 54006
Lineage: Eukaryota; Fungi; Ascomycota; Sordariomycetes; Hypocreales; Nectriaceae
Exons: 1
Coding region: 403-921 (172 amino acids)
Source: RefSeq, a predicted model, not a curated record